CAGCUACCGGUACUCCACCUUAAGUACCUAAGUACAAUCAUCACCUUACCUCCGAUGACCUCACACGAUGGCCCAGGCUUAAUGCUGUUGCUCACUCCUUCGUCGUUGUUCUCAAAUCACACGCGCCUACGUGCAUUGUAUUCUUGGGCCUUGGUAAUCAGACGCGGACGCUGACAAAAUGUCAAACGAUAAAGGCUCCAAUGUGCCACAUUGGGAAGGCAACAAUGACGAAACCCCUACUCAUCACCCGCCUUGGCCGUUCGUAGACCCUUUUUUACAGGGUCGCUUCGAAAAGAGAUUUAUAGCAGAAGGAGAGACCUUGAACUUUGACAACCUGCCGAAACUGCAGUUUUGGUCCUCAUGGGCCGGCAUCGAUGAUAGGAUAUCCACUCCCUACAUUCUCUCAAGGCUUCAGACUCACGCCAUCGCAAUUCAGCGUCCUUUGACCGGCAUCGAAGCCAACGCCGUCGCGGAACAUUCUAUACACGGCCUUCGCUACCUCAGUUGGAUACAGCCCGUGGCCUCGGCCAUCGCUUUAGGCAUAAGUGUAUCCAAGAGACGCACUUUCUCAUUUCCCUUCUAUCGGCCCAAGAUGCAAAAGUUCGAUCCUUAUUCCUUCCCCACCAAGAAGUUCCAAAUUCUUAAAGGCCAGCACGCUGCUAGAGUAUGGCAUGUUGUACGCUUCAUAGCCUAUUAUCCUUUUGCUUUCGUCCCAUCAAUUUUAUUUUUCAAUUCCAUGUGCGAGAACUCUCAGGUAGCACACACGAAAAGAGACCCGCGUCUUCAAAGCAUGGUACAAGAGAUCCGCCAGAACGCCCCUCGACUGCUCCAUAUGCGCGCCAGGAACCAACCGAUUGACAUGCCUGGCGACGCAGGAUACACAGGGAACUCCCCGCAUCAAGAUAAUGAGAACACCGGCUACUCUAGUCGACCGACUCCUGAAAGUCUUGGUUCACUCCCCCGGGUUUCUAACUCGGCUCGGAGUCCACCACCUGGACGUGGUGAUACUGAUGAUCUCUUUGACGAUGAUGAUGCUUCGCCGGUAGCACUCUCAGCUAGAAGGCAAGAGACAAGGCAAGGACAAAUCAGCUCACCCGGUUCAUCUUGGGAUCGUAUAAGACAACAAGCAAAAUCUGGUAGUCCUGAUUGGGAAAGGGGUGACUCAUCUGGACAAGAACGAGGAUGGGGGCGGCUCCGGCAAGACAAAUCACAAGACACGCGAGAUUCAGAUCCCAGGACCGAUAGCUACUCUUAUUCCCCUGAAGAUGAGGAGAGAGAGAAGCGUAAUUACGAGAAGGAGCAGGCCCAGAAGGAGUUUGAUGCGGUGCUUGAAGCUGAAAGGCGUGGUGAGGGCGAUAGCAAAAUCAGUCGCGGCUGGCGAAGAUGAAUGCGACUGUAUCAGAUAAGGCAAAUAAUCUGAACACAAUCCCAUUUAGAUUCAGAUCGAUGUACCAUAUAUAACACGGCAUUGUAUCAUCGGGGAUUUGUGAGUUACGUCUCUAUCUAGCGCUUCGGACCAUUCGAAACAGCUUAUAUUGGAUGGGUA
Molecule: messenger RNA, 1546 nt
Organism: Xylaria bambusicola
Lineage: Eukaryota; Fungi; Ascomycota; Sordariomycetes; Xylariales; Xylariaceae
Exons: 1
Coding region: 179-1387 (402 amino acids)
Source: RefSeq, a predicted model, not a curated record